GAAGAAGGAUCACAUCGUGAUGGUGAACGGCCUUUCCAUGGAGAACGUCUCGUCCUCCUUUGCCAUCCAGACACUUAAAACCUGUGGCAAGAUCGCCAACGUCACACUGAAAAGACCAAAGAAAGUCCACCUCCCCGUCAGCAAGAGCAGCCCCAGGUCCCCCACCACCUCCCGGCGCUACGACUCAGACGAGGACUAUGGGUCGCACGGUGCGGAUCCAGCCCUGCACCGCUCCCGGGAUGACCUGGACCAUAGCCAGGGCUACGAUGGGGACUCGUCCAGUGAAAGGAGCUCUGGCCACCACCGGGAUGACCGCCGCCAUCACAAGUCGGUGUCCCGGAGCCGGAGGCGAAGCCAGGACAGCAGCCACUGGAGCCCCGAAUGUGCCGCCACCGGGCUGCCCCUGGUGUCGGGCUUCAAGCGGCUGCCGUGCCGGGAUGUGCCAAUGAAGCCCAUCACAUCGGUCCUGGUGAAGCAGAAGCAGAACGAAGAGUACGGCCUGAAGCUGGGAAGUCAGCUCUUCAUCAAGCACAUAGUGGAGAGUGGGCUGGCAGCGAAGGGCAGCUCCUUGCAGGAGGGAGACCUUAUCUUGAAGAUCAAUGGGGUGGCCAGCGAGGACAUGUCCCUGGCUGACACCCAGCAGCUCAUCGAGCAGACAGAGGGGACCCUGACCCUGCUCAUCCUCCGGGACCACCGGCAGUUCCUGGUCAACAUCCCCGACAUAGAAGACAGCCAGAGUGACAGCUCCCGCAUGGAUGAUAUCUCCGACAUCGACUCUGAACUGUCCCGUCCGCCAUCCCCUGAGACCUCCCCACGACUUCCAGCUGCUGCCAGGAUGAAUUCACCACCCGAAAGGAGACGAUCAGACAGGGAUCCUGUGGCGGACACGAUCAUGGACAAUGAUCGGGGCCCUGCCGUGGAGGGGGAUGGCUGCCAUGGCCCCCAUGCCAGCCCCGCUGCCCGAGCUGCCCGCAAGGAUGGGUACAGCGCCGACUCCAGGGUCGUGCACUUCGUGAAGGCCAAGAGUGUCGGGCUGCGGCUGGCCGGCGGGAACGACGUGGGCAUCUUUGUGUCGAGUGUGCAGGAGGGGAGCCCGGCCGACAACCAGGGCAUCCGGGAAGGGGACCAGAUCCUGCAGGGGAACGACACCAGUUUCCAGAACCUGACCCGCGAGGAGGCCGUGGAGUAUCUCAUGAGCCUGCCACCAGGCGAGGACAUCACGCUGUGGACCCAGAGCAAACAGGACAUUUACAGGAAGAUGAUCUCAUCCAACGUGGGCGACUCAUUCUACAUCCGGACGCACUUUGACUUCGAGAAGGACACACCGUCAGGGCUCAGCUUCGUCCGUGGGGACGUCUUCCAUGUGCUGGACACCAUGUACCGGGGCAGGCUGGGGAGCUGGCUGGCUGUGCGCAUGGGCAGGGACCUGCAGGAGCAGGACAAGGGCAUCAUCCCCAACCGGAGCAGGGCUGAACAGAUUGCCAGCCUGGAGUCGGUGCUGAAAGCCACGUCCAGUGCCAAUCCUUCUGGGGCACGGGCUGAGUUUUGGAAGCUGCGGGGCUUGCGGGGAGCCAAGAAGAUGCUGCGGAAGAGCCGGGAGGACCUGUCUGCCCUCACAAAGCAGGGCCACUACCCGCCGUAUGAGAGAGUGGUCCUGAAGGAAGCCAGCUUCAAGCGGCCAGUGGUGAUCCUGGGGCCCAUUGCAGACAUCGCCAUGCAGAAGCUGAGCAUGGAGUUGCCCAAGCUGUUCGAGAUUGCCCCAAGCGUGCCCCGAGACGGGGCAUUGUCCAAGGUCAUCAAGUUGGACUCGGUGCAGCAGAUCGCAGAAAAGGACAAGCAUGCCUUGUUGGACAUCACACCCUCGGCUGUGGAGCGCCUCAACUACAUGCAGUACUACCCGGUGGUGGUGUUUUGCGAGCCUGAGAGCCGUCAGGGCAUCAAGGCCAUGCGCCAGUGGCUGGCGCCCGAUUCCAGGAAGAGCUCCAGGCGCCUCUACGCGCAGGCCAGCAAGAUGAAGAAGUACUGCUUCACUGCCCCCAUCAGCCUCAGCGGCAGCGGCAACGCCUGGUACGAGGCGAUCAAGGACAUCAUCAGGACGCAGCAGAGCCAGCCUGUUUGGACGGCGGCGGAGCAGAGGCAUCACUGCAGCUUCUCGUCCCCCAGGGAAUACGAGCAUGACGCUGUGAGGAAGAGGUUCACACGGGCCAGAGAUGACUCAGACCAGGAUGAAGGCUACGAGUGGGGCCCAGCUACAGAUGUGUAG
This is a messenger RNA of Fulmarus glacialis (Northern fulmar), 2263 nucleotides long. It is a transcript of the gene TJP3, whose product is annotated as tight junction protein 3. Gene Ontology annotation, molecular function: cell adhesion molecule binding. Lineage: Eukaryota; Metazoa; Chordata; Aves; Procellariiformes; Procellariidae. The record is from RefSeq and is a predicted model, not a curated record. Gene Ontology annotation, biological process: protein localization to cell-cell junction; establishment of endothelial intestinal barrier; positive regulation of blood-brain barrier permeability. Gene Ontology annotation, cellular component: bicellular tight junction; plasma membrane.